Molecule: messenger RNA, 3185 nt
Organism: Nomia melanderi (Alkali bee)
Lineage: Eukaryota; Metazoa; Arthropoda; Insecta; Hymenoptera; Halictidae
Product: BRISC complex subunit FAM175B
Biological process (GO): protein K63-linked deubiquitination; mitotic spindle assembly; attachment of spindle microtubules to kinetochore
Cellular component (GO): nucleus
Molecular function (GO): microtubule binding; polyubiquitin modification-dependent protein binding
Source: RefSeq, a predicted model, not a curated record
CAAAUAGUGAAAGCAAACUAAUGCGCAUUAAAUUUGCUGAGCACCCCACUCAACCAUGCUAUAUGUAGAUCCUUUUUCUUCAGUCAUUCUUGACCAUUUGUUUUGUUAAACCUUCCAAAUCUUUCUUUUCUGUGUCACUGUUAUUAUAAAUUUGAUAUUUGCGGACAUUAUAUGCGUGGGACACACACAAUAUAAUUCGAUAGCGUGACGACAGUAGGUACAAACAAAAUCACAAAGUGAAUAACAGUUAAUUGUCAACAUGGCGGAUAGCGAUUUGCUGAUUACGAUUUCGGGCGCUGCGUUAUCGUUAUUAUUCUACGAAUAUGUUCGCAGUUGUGGAGACCAGAUGGGUUUUUUGCUAGGUGAGAACCUUGAGUUCGUAGUGAAAACGUACACAGAUUCAGAAAAUCAAAUAGAGACUGUGAAGAGACACAACAAUAUUGAAACUGUCGUUACUUGCCCAUUACCGAGUCUUCUCCAUGAUUCUAUUGGUAGAAUUAAUAAAGAAAAAUUAAAGGACUUCAUACGCGAUAAGAGUAAACAAGUGAUUGGUUGGUUUCGCUUUAGACGAAAUACAAAUUUGACGCCCACUAUGAGAGAUAAAAUAUUGCAUAAAGAAUUUGCUUCAUAUUUUUGUGGGGAGAACGGUUGUGUGGAAGAGUUCUUUGUUACAUGCCUAUUAAGUUCUUCGAUUACCAGCGAUAGAGGCACGCAUAAAUUUAAACAUGUUUUUUUAAGACGUAGAAGAGGAGUAUUCGAACCAGUUCCUUUAAAAAUAAGUAAUUUGGGAAAUGAUUCAUUCAUACUUGAUGGUUCAGAUUACAAACCUGCUCCUACAAAAAAGUUAUCAAAUACACCAGAUGUAUUCAAUAAACUUAUAGAAUCUUUAAAUUUGAAUCUUACGAAAACAUCUGGCCUUGAAUCUGCCAUUAAUAUACAAAAAGCAGCUGAACAGUAUUUAGAUAAAUUAAUACCGGAAUUAUGUGAAUCUGAUCAUGAAGUGGCAAAUUUAGAAAGGCAAAUCAGAGAAUUUGAACUUAAUAGGAAGGCAAAAAUGAAUGGAAGUUCAAAUAAUAUUGAUAAAUGUAAAGCUGAAAAGGAUUAUAUUAGCAAAGAAAUUCAGAAAUUAGAAAAAUUCUCUCCCCCUAGAAUGGAAUCCCCAGAUAAUAUUUUUGAUGAAAGGCGAACACUUAAGGAUAAUUCUACUACAACUAGUCAAACGCUCACUACUCUUAAAACAAAGAAUACAGAGAUAUGCAUAGAAAGGAGUAUUAAUCAAAAUAACUCAAGGAAAUCAACUACAGAUAUAGUGAAUAGUACAAGUCAAGAUUCACAACCUAUAAAAGCAAUUUCAGAAAUAAAAGCUAACGUUUCAGAAACUGUACUAAAUAAAAACAGACGAUAUUCCAAUAAGGAAUCAGAAAUAGUAAGGGAAUAUACCAGUAAAGGUGAAACAUAUGAAAGUGGUAUUAGCAGGGGUAGAGGAAAGUUGAUAAACGAGUCUCAAUCUGGACUAAAAAAAGCUAGAACUUCAGGAUCCGUCACCACGCGAAGUACUAGUGAUAGAACUUCGCAUAAUCAAGUGUUACAAGAUUCGAUUGAGGCAAAUUGUGUGCAAAAUACACCUUCCCAAGAAACUUAUAGUCAAAUUACAAAGAAAAAAACGGACAAUACACGGAAAUCAGAUACAGCGGAUAACCAUUGAAAAUAAAUUAAUUUCUUCUUAACUUCGUUUAAAACCUUAUAAGAAUAUACUCAAAAACUGUAGAGCAUCAUAACAUAUUAUAACACAUACAGACACUCGCGUGUGUGUGUGUGUUGUAAUUUUUGAAAUAAACAAAUCGUGUCCGCAUUUCAUGGACAGCAAGCCUGCUUUUAAAACAUUUGGACUAUUCCGAGAUAAGACGCUACUGUGCCGUGUUCAUAGUAUUGAAAGUGUGCAUUGCAAAGUGGAGAGGUAUCAUAGACUGAACUACUGGAUAGUUUUUAACGCAUUCUCGUGGAAAUCCUACGCUUGAAGAUAUUUUUAAAAGUUAUUAAAAAGAAAAAAAAAAUACUUUUUCUUUUAUACUACGCUAAUAAUGCGUUUAAUGUAUUCCCAAACAUUUAUAAUGCUCUAUAGAUUGAUUCAAUGAAACUCGGAGAAAAGAUAUACAGUACAUAUUUCUCUUUUGUCAAUUUUUAACUCCGUGCCAUUAUAUUUUUAAAUAUUUAAUGUAUAAAAUAAAUACAGACGUUUUGCAUUACUAUGUUUUAUAAAUAUCAAAUUAAUACGUGUGGUUAAAUACUUUAUAAAUAAUUAAGAGUCUUUUUAAAUAGUUUUGUUUAAAUAUUAAUUGUAGUGUAAAGUAUUCACGUUAUCGGAAACCGUCGUAGGGUUUUGUUUUGUACAGAAAUACUGCAAGUGGAAUGUUGUUAAAGUAUAUCGGCAGGAUUAUUUGGAACACCCGUGACUUCCCAUAUUGUAGCCGCGAGUCUUCUGGAAUGUUCUAAAACGCAUGAUGAUGUGGCCAGACCAAGGUGGACGCAGUAAAGUUCAUAGAUUCGGAUUUUAUUCGCGGAUAAUUUAGGAAAACACGUUUCAGCUAAUUUUCUAUAAAAUGAUAAAACAAAGUAAGUGUUUGUCAGUAGAAGAUGGAAAAAGAACUACAAUAAUACCAACCUGUAAUAAUCUCCGCAAAAUAUACCUGGCACCGGGAAAUUUUUCAUUACGUGAUUUAAAUAAACUUUACAUUUUAAUGGUGAACCCUGAAACAUAUGUAUAUUAUAGGAACAGUGCAAUGUUAUAUGCAUAUUAUUUUUAAAUGGUAAUAUUUACUUACAGAACUGUCCUCAAACCAUAAAAAGUAAGCAUAAUUGAAUGUUGUAUCUUUCCACAUAACUGAUAAGUGUCCUUCUUCUAAAUGCAUUCUACUUUGUUUCACCAUAUUCCAAAUCUAUAAACAUAAUAUUUAAUUAGGUUAACAUUGAAUUUAUAUUUAUUAAUUUAACUUUUAAAAAAUCACCUUCUUUGUUGUGAGAACAAGAGUUUCAGGAUUUGUGAAGUCCAAUGUUGGAGCUGUUAGUCUGUGAGUAGUUCUGUCUAUGUAUAUGAAAUGUACAAGGCCUGGAAACUCUUCUAGAUAUUUAUUGAUGGUUAGGGAAGUUCUCGUAGAUUAUAUGGCAUUAAGGAGGUAUAUUUUCAU